AUGCACCUUCGGUAUUACCUCGAUGCUGACGGCCGUCGCGUGUACACAAUGAAGUUUGUCGAUCCUGAUGGAAAGCCGACCCAGUCCGCGCAUCCAGCUCGCUACUCCCCCGACGACAAGUACUCCGAACAGCGCGUCAUGCUGAAGAUGCGGUUCAACAUUCUCCCAACUCAGCAACCCCCAGUUACUUACUAA
Echinococcus granulosus is the source of this 195-nucleotide messenger RNA. RefSeq names its product H/ACA ribonucleoprotein complex subunit 3. The transcript is spliced from 2 exons. Gene Ontology annotation, molecular function: telomerase RNA binding; box H/ACA snoRNA binding. Bases 1 to 195 code for a protein of 64 amino acids. The record is from RefSeq and is a predicted model, not a curated record. Gene Ontology annotation, cellular component: box H/ACA snoRNP complex; box H/ACA telomerase RNP complex. Gene Ontology annotation, biological process: ribosome biogenesis; snRNA pseudouridine synthesis; positive regulation of telomerase RNA localization to Cajal body. Lineage: Eukaryota; Metazoa; Platyhelminthes; Cestoda; Cyclophyllidea; Taeniidae.